ACUUCCUCGUCACCAUCUCACGUCUUGACUGCACAGAAGCUACGCAACAUCAACUAAAACCUCACCUGAGCCGAUAUGGAUGUGAUCUAAGAUUUUUCUUUAUAUUCUGCUUUCUAUAUGAUCAACUGGAGAGUCCAAAUCAAACCAAACCACUUGUUGCGUGCAGACCUGAUGCGCCAUUGGAGUCCUUGAAGAAGCAGGACGCGCUUCAACAGGUGCACUGCAUCCUUUGCACAAAAAAAAACCCUAAAGAUAAGACACAACUUUAAAUGACAAUCUGCUGAUUAUUCGGCCCAGACCGAGCGCACACAACCAGGAUGCCGGUUCUGACAAGCCCGGAGAUUGCUAAUAAGUUCAAGGAGAAGUGGCUGACGGCGUACCCGGACGAUCAGGUCAUCUCAUCUGACUCUGCCCCUCUCGACGACAGCCUCACAAGCCUCCACUGGCUUCAGAAUUUCUCCAUCGUGAGCGCGCAGCCCGAGCCACCCAACGGGGCCGCAGCGCAGGGCUACCUCUCCUCAUCCUCCCAUCAGCACCUCUGUCUCAAACGCUUCCCCACCAGAGGUGGUACGGAGUCCCCCUCCAGUCCCCCAGCAGGAGACACCGCCUCCACCGGGAUGCCUCUUUACCUCGGCAGCCCGGUCACCUCCGGGAGCGACUCCACUUUGACGCCACGCUUCUCCAAUUAUGCGCAUCUCGGAAGCAGCUACCCUCCUAUUCCGAUCCAAGCCAGUCCCCCUGUGGAGGUCGACUACAAGACCAACCCGAAAGUGAAACCACCGUAUUCCUACGCCUCUCUCAUCUGCAUGGCCAUGCAGGCCAGCAAGCAGCCCAAAGUGACUUUAUCCACCAUUUACAACUGGAUCACCGACAAUUUCUGCUACUACAGACAUGCGGAGCCCAGCUGGCAGAACUCAAUUCGCCACAACCUGUCACUCAACAAGUGUUUCAAGAAGGUCCCCAGACAAAAAGAUGAGCCGGGCAAAGGAGGCUUCUGGCAGAUUGAUCCCCAGUAUGCUGACAUGUUUGUCAAUGGCAUCUUUAAACGGAGGAGAAUGUCGGCAAACAGCUACAACAGCAACAGCGGCGCUCAAAGACAGAACAAAUUGGUUCCAAGUUACCACAGCACCCACAAUGGCUGCCCGUACCAGCGUGGCAAGGAUGUAGGCGGGAAAAGGAAGCAGCUGGGCACAAAGAACAACAGCAAGACAACAAGGGUGACCGAGUCCCCUCUUCUGGCAACGGACGCCAAUAAAGCAGACAUCCUGAGAGGAGAUUUUGACCUGACAUCCAUUUUUGAUGACGUCCUGAGUGGGAAUUGUAGCACCUUCGAGGAUUUGGACAUCAACACGGCACUGAGCUCACUAGGCUGCGAGAUGGAGGUUACCAUGCAAGGGAGGCAGCACUCAGCCGGGCUGGGGAGCUGGUGCGGAGGAGGGGAACUCACGGGACAGAGUCAGCACCUGAACCAUCCCCAGUCCUCCUACGGCUACCUGGACGUGAGUGCCACCUCAGCCGUCAAUGUGGUGGACCUGCACGUGCAGGCGCAGCACCCUCGACAGCUGGAAGGACAAGAUCAGCUCCUGCAGGGUGAAAAUCACCUGCAUAAUUUCGAAGAGGCUUCCUCGCUGUUCCAGGAGCAGCCAGAGGAGGUGGUGCUGCAGCCCUGGGAAGAGAUCAAGGAGGCAGUGCAGUCCAUUCCGCUGACUCUGGAUCAGAGCUUUGGCCUCUGUGAGAGCUUCUUUAUGGAGAUGCAGCCAUGGGAACGGGUCGAGGCCUAUCUGUGAUCUUUGACACCGAACCUCUUGACUCCUAAUUGCAUCUGCAUCCAAUGAAAGUCUGAUUUCCAGCCCACCUUGAAGGGAUCACCCGCCAACACCCCCUUUUCUCAUUUGUCUUUUGAUUCAAAUACCCGAAUGCCAGACGUGAUGACUUUACUCAGCAAUUACACAUGCCCUAAAUAUAGACUAUAAAAACACGUUUAACACUUUCUCCUGGUCUUUCCGAGGGUGUUCUUGAGGACACGGACAUCUAACUUGUUUAAAAAUACUGAAAAAUCAGGCUGAAAAGUCUGGAUGUUUUCUGAGGCCUUCAGGUGCCCCAACCUGGAAUGGAAUGAACUGCAGUUUUUUUUUUUUUUGUGGACUAUGUGACCAACCUGGCAGAUAAACCGAAACACCCUGGACUCUAAAAGCAUUCUCUACGACCGAGCACUGUCAUGGUGGACCUUAAAGUGAGAAGAGACACUGGAUUCUAUUUUGCUACAUUAGCAUUCAAGUUUUUUUUGUUCUUUUUUACUAACAGUGCAGUCAAACAUCUUAAAUGUCAUCUCAAAUGUCUAUGCUGUGUGUGAUGAUGAAAGAUGCAAAUAACUUCAAAUAACAUUUAUAGUCCUAAAUUAGCAAUCGAGUCAUUGACGGCUUUGCUAUGACAUAACCUAUUUACUACAGUAUGUAACGUAAAGCAGGAACAGAUGCCAUUCUUCAAUAACCGGAGGCGCAGACUUGAAAUGGAUCGCAAACAUUAUGCACUUUGAUAGACUUGACAGAUAAUAUUCCUUUUUUUAAAAAAAUUUUCACGGUAUUUAGGUUUAUUGAUCAUAACGCAGUUCUAAUUUCUUUUCUCUUGUAAUAAUUUAUCUGGCUAAAAAAAAUGUUUUCUUUGGUUGGAUAUCUUUUUGUGGAUUUAUACUUACAUAUGGGAAUUUCUGUGAUUAUAUUUUGCCAAAUUCUAUAAAUAUGCAGGUCAUUGGUCUUUCUAUGUUGAUUAAUUGCAUUUACGACUUGACGAAAUCUUAAAUUACACCAUUUUUAAAAUAUGUAUGAGCUGGAAAGGGGCACAUCCUCAACUCAGAAAGGCCACAUUAAACUAAUGUAUCAUACGGAUUGAUUCUAUUACUCUUUAAUCUUGCAUUGUUAUUUCCUUUGUACU
Molecule: messenger RNA, 2931 nt
Organism: Dunckerocampus dactyliophorus (ringed pipefish)
Lineage: Eukaryota; Metazoa; Chordata; Actinopteri; Syngnathiformes; Syngnathidae
Gene: foxj1b
Product: forkhead box J1b
Exons: 3
Coding region: 318-1787 (489 amino acids)
Biological process (GO): regulation of DNA-templated transcription
Molecular function (GO): DNA-binding transcription factor activity; sequence-specific DNA binding
Source: RefSeq, a predicted model, not a curated record